Molecule: messenger RNA, 813 nt
Organism: Psylliodes chrysocephalus
Lineage: Eukaryota; Metazoa; Arthropoda; Insecta; Coleoptera; Chrysomelidae
Source: the annotation of a GenBank genome assembly
AUGGAUAUCCAAACAGACGAAGACAUAGAAGAGCAAAUUAAAAAGAGGCAGGAAGAUCAGGAUACAGGAACGGUCUGGGCCAUAAGCUCAACGGACGGAACAUAUGAGGGGUUCAAAAAGGUGAAACAGAUGACCUGGCAAAUUCAAGCAUACAGGAGAGUAAAAGAACAAAAGGGCAACCCAAUAGCAUUCGCUAGCACGACGGAUCUGGCCAUCUUCACAUGGCUAGAAAUGAAAAGAGGGAUUGCCCGUAUCUUUAAAGAGAGGUACCCGGAUAUCGACGAGGUGGGCCCAGAAGAUUUGCUAGAAAGCGGGGUAAUACACCUGACACAAACGUCAAGAGUCACAAUCCGAGGUGAGGAGAAAGUGAAGGAGAGAUUUGUCUUUCGCGCCGUCGUAGACACGGGCGAAGGCGGCCCAGAGAGAUUUGUGUUUACCGCGCUUAAGAAAUUAAAAGACUCAGCAGUUAAAAAUUCCUGCGUCAAGUUCGCACUACCAAUUCCAGAAGAACUGGACCAACAGACGGCUCUCAAGAUGGUAGAUUACAUCUUUGGAGACUCAACCGUUAACGUAACAAUGCAUAUCCCAAACAGCAUGAAGAAAAUCCUGAAGGAAGAGGAAACAGAGCCAAAAGCGAAAAGAAAUAGGGCCGCAGAAACGGAAACUCUACUGAUUAAAGCGAAAGGGACGUCGUAUGCUGACCUACUGAGGGAGGUCAAAGAAAAGGUCGACAUAAAUGGUAUAAACGUGACCGUAAAAUCCAUCAAAAAGACAAAAAACGGAGAUCUCCUCAAGGAUCAGUGGCAAAUCUAA